CGACGCUUUGUAAAACUGAAGUACGAAUUAACGUACAGUAUGAUGAUGACGGCAAGUUCCUACAGGACAGAAUGGGAAGAAUUGUCUAGCAAGGGUAUUGUCACCGUCACAGACCCAGACAAGUAUAUCACAAUAUCAGUAAAUCCGACAAAUCAAGUCGAUUUACGGACAAUUUUCAAACUCUUACAAUCAAUUUUGUAUUUUUCUCAUGGUAAAGUACGAUGUGUCGUUCCUAUUGGUGGAGCGCCGAGGACCUUUUACCUUUCUAGGGCAACGAGGGGGGAAAGUCAAAUCCUGGUGGAAUCUAAUAAUGGUGAAUGGGAUCAACAGUUGAACUUAAACGCCCGACGCUACAACGAUGUGAUAAACUAUCUGAGCACUUUUGAUGAUCAAAAUUUGCUGGCCGACAUUAUGAUACGAGCUCUCACUUCACCUCUUAAUAAUCAACCAAAUUUUGAGCAUACAUUGAUAGAUCAGACAAUGAUACGACGUGUUGUCGAAUUCCUCGUGAUAACCAUGGUUGCAGAAGCAGCAACACCAACAGACCUCGUCAAGAAAGCCUUUAUCGAGCAGUUGGCAAGAAGUCGUGCUGUCUUAAAAAAACACUUUCCAGAAUGGAACACAAUGCCGAAAUUCUAUAAAAUUAGGAAAGACAUAAGAGGCAGCGGGAGAAGUCCGACCAUGGAUGAUGUAGCUCUUGUUCUUCUUUACAAGAUGAGAGACGACGACUUUGAUGAUAUGGAGAAGGCUUUCAGUGUGGUUGAGUUCCCUGCAAGAGACGACGGAGGGACAGCAAAAGCACGAAAGUAUGUGUAUGACAACGGCGAAAGAAACAUCCCUUCCUUUUGGAUUACAAAGAAGGCUGAUGAAAUAGUAGAGGCUGCGACAUGUACAGAACUCAUACCCAUGAACAAUUGCCCAAUUGUCUCAAAAGGAGACUAGUAACGAGUGUGAAAAUAUUACAUUGAUCGAAACUGAACCUCACCAUAUGAAAGACCACACUACAAUUAGUGUUCUUGUAAAGUUUGAACAUAUUUGGUUAAAUGCUCACCGAGUAGGAAUUUUUUCAAAUUUGUAAAAAUAAGAGAGAAUGUAUGGUUUUUGUAGCCCCUUUUGUAGAGAAUCGAACAGCUUGGAACGUCUGCAAUGGAGGCUAUGGUUUUUGGGGACGCUGCUCAAAAACUCCAUACAUUCUUUGUAUUUUUUCAAGUUUUAAACGUUUGAAGCUCUGUAAUAAUCAAUCUGAAUACACUCAAACUCAGCAGUUGUACUAAAUAAUUUAGUAUGGUCUUUCUUG
This is a messenger RNA of Exaiptasia diaphana, 1297 nucleotides long. RefSeq lists its product as uncharacterized. The record is from RefSeq and is a predicted model, not a curated record. The coding region runs from base 40 to 942 and encodes 300 amino acids. The transcript is spliced from 2 exons. NCBI's taxonomy places the organism in Eukaryota, Metazoa, Cnidaria, Anthozoa, Actiniaria, Aiptasiidae.